CUCUUAGUCAGCAAUAAACAUAAUGAUUGGUAUAUUAUUGCCUGUAUACAUUCUCUAAAGCAUUGAAUUUACAUCAGUACCAAUCACAUCUUUCUAUUCAUUCCAGAUUCAAAUCACAACAUUUUAACUUAUCUACCAAUCAACUUGUUCAUAGCCAUCCAAACCAGAGCUUAAUGUGAGAGACUGCUACAGCAUCAAUGGAAACAUUGCAAGUUGUUGUGCUCACACAGUGCAAGACAAGAUGACAUACACCGGUCCAUUAAACAGGACAGCUAGCGUUUAACAUACUCAUUGAAAGGCAUUUCCUACAACAAAACAACCAUCUGAGCAUGUAUCCGUUUCCCAUUUGUGAAAUCUUUCCUCUGUUUGCAUUCCUGCAAUGGCACAGCAAUAAGUCUCACGCUCGACUUGCGACCCGCUACACCAAAAUGGCCCAACAGCUUCCUUUCAAUCUCUCCCAUAUAGUGUCUUAUUCAGCUUCAAUUUCUUUCUCUGAUUCUCCACCUGAAAUAUCCUUGUGAUUAUAGGUAUCACAUAUAGCCAUAUAGGCAAAGCAGGUCACAAUAUCACAUAUAGACAGAGCAGGUCAGGUCACCUUAAUAAUAAAACUUGAGGGUAAAUUAGUAAUUAGCCUUAAUUUUCCCAUUUCUGCUCCCUCGCCGUAAGCGACUUGUAGCGACUCUCGCCAGUCCAGUCCAAAAUCGGGAGGUGAGCGAAAUCUCCGGUUGUUUUUUUUCAGUCAUGGAGUUGAGAUCGGAUUCACGAUCGAGUUCGUUUUCUUCUCUCCUAUUCGUCGCGUUUCUCUUGUUUCUAUGCGGACUCGUUUCUCGUACCGACUCGGCUCAGCAACCUUUCCGUCGCGAGCCAGGUCAUCCUCACUGGCAUCACAGUGCUUUCCUUGACGUACGAGAGAGUGUUCGAUCCGAUGUCCGCCGUAUGCUUCACUCCCGUGCCGAGGUACCAUUUCAGGUUCCUUUGGAAGUGAAUAUAGUGCUUGUGGGUUUGAAUGGAGAUGGAGGUUACAGGUAUUCAGUGGAUCCUCAAAAACUAGAAGAGUUCCUAAGAGCCAGUUUUUCAACACAUAGGCCUUCAUGCCAAGAGACGGGCGAGCCACUUGAUAUUGAGCAUCGAGUUGUUUAUAAUAUCUUUCCUAGUGGGCAACCUGAAUUAAUAGCUCUGGAGAAGGCAGUGAAAGAAGCCAUGGUGCCUGCUGGAACUGCACUAGAGGCUGAUUUUGGAAGACACUUACCUGCCUAUGACGUAGAGGCAAUAAAAGUGGAGUCCGCAUUUAACCAGCUUUACUCGUAUAUAUUUGAUAUUGAUGUGGGUUCUGGAUCAGCCGCAACGGCAGAUAAACCUAUACCAAGUGCCAUAUUUGUAGUGAAUUUUGAUAAGGUAAGAAUGGAUCCUAAAAAUACAGAGAUUGAUCUAGACAGCUUGAUGUUUGCAAAGCUACCAGAGCUUAGUGAUGCAGACAAGGAGAAACAAGAGGCAGAUUAUAUUUAUCGAUAUAGAUACAAUGGUGGAGGAGCAUCCCAAGUUUGGCUUGCAUCAGGCAGAUAUGUUGUCAUAGAUUUGUCUGCGGGGCCUUGUACAUAUGGGAAGAUUGAAACUGAAGAGGGCAGUGUUAGUCCCAGAACAGUGCCAAGGAUACGAAACAUUGUGCUUCCAGGAAAUGUUAGCCCUGUUGGUCAUCAGUCUACCCAUGAUAUCUUUUCUGGUCAGUUAGCAGCGUUGGUAGCUACUACAAUUGAGCAUGUCAUAGCUCCUGAUGUCAGGUUUGAGACGGUUGAUCUAGCAACUAGGGUGCUGGUACCUAUCAUUGUGCUCCAAAACCACAAUCGAUAUAAUAUCAUGGAAAGAGGACAAAACUACAGCAUAAAUAUUGAAGAGAUAGAAUCUGAGGUAAAGAAAAUGAUUCAUCAUGGCCAAGAAGUAGUGAUCGUUGGAGGGGCUCAUCCAUUACAUCGUCAUGAGAAGUUAGCUAUAGCCGUCUCAAAAGCUAUGCGUGGGCAUUCCCUUCAGGAAACGAAGAAGGACGGAAGAUUUCAUGUGCAUACCAAAACAUACCUAGAUGGUGCUAUCCUCAAAGAAGAGAUGGAAAGGUCGACUGAUGUUCUAGCUGCUGGUUUGCUCGACGUGUCUGACCCUGGGCUUUCUAAUAAAUAUUUUCUCCGCCAGAGCUGGGAUGAUGAAUCUGAAGGUUCAAGUGAUUCCAUAGUAAAGCACAGACCUCUCUGGUCAUCUUAUAGCUCCAAACUUCAGAAGGGAAAGAAAAAGAAGGCCGUUAAGAAAAAAGGCGAUCUCUACCGCACUUAUGGAACAAGAGUUAUUCCAGUGUUUAUACUCUCACUAGCCGAUGUAGAUCCAAUGCUCAUGAUGGAAGAUGAGAGCCUCGUGUGGGCGAGCAGUGAUGUUGUCAUUGUGCUUCAGCAUCUAAAUGAGAAAAUACCUUUGAGUUAUGUUUCUGAAACAGAGAGACAGCAUGCUGUCCCAUCACAGGUACAGCGACAUGUACUUGCAGGUAUAGCUUCUGCUUUAGGCGGUGUAAGUGCACCAUAUGAAAAGACCUCACACGCGCAUGAAAGACCUAUCACCAAUUGGCUUUGGGCAGCCGGUUGUCACCCGUUUGGACCAUUCUCAAACGUCUCCCUGAUCAGUCAAAUGCUUCAAGAUGUUGCACUGAGGAAUACUAUUUAUGCUCGGGUUGAUUCUGCUCUACGCAAAAUCCGUGAAACAUCAGAGGCAGUACAAAACUUUGCAUCCGAAUACCUUAAGACUCCACUUGGCGAGCCAGUGAAAGAUAAAAAGAACAAAACCAAAACGGAGCUAUGGGUCGAGAAGUUCUACAAAAAGACAACAACAUUGCCUGAGCCUUUCCCACACGAGCUAGUCGAAAGAUUAGAGAAAUAUCUAGACACUGUAGAAGAACAACUGGUGGAUCUAUCUUCUUUGCUAUACGACCACAAGCUAUACGAUGCUCACCUCAACAGCUCAGAGAUUCUUCAAACCACCAUGUUUACACAACAGUACGUAGAACAUGUACUGGAAACAGAAAGGGAGAACAUGAGAUGCUGUAAGAUAGAGUACAAAUACACAGUUGGAGUAAAGUCUUACCAAACGUUGGUGUACGGAGGAAUACUUGUGGCUGGUUUUCUCGUUUAUUUCCUUGUCAUUUUCUUCUCUUCUCCUCCUUCUCGCUAGCCUACACCUUGGUAUUUACGGUCUAAUAGAUUUUUGUAAGUGUAACAAUUUCUUGUUGAAGAGUUACUUUUAUGAACUAAUUUUUUCGUCUGAUAAUUUUGCUUAUUUUAUUGACUUACCUAAUUCACACUGAUUCAACAUAUAUAAGUGAUUGUGCGGGUCGA
This is a messenger RNA of Arabidopsis thaliana (thale cress), 3368 nucleotides long. RefSeq lists its product as uncharacterized. NCBI's taxonomy places the organism in Eukaryota, Viridiplantae, Streptophyta, Magnoliopsida, Brassicales, Brassicaceae. The transcript is spliced from 16 exons. Bases 742 to 3204 code for a protein of 820 amino acids. The record is from RefSeq and is marked reviewed.